Messenger RNA from Amoebophrya sp. A120, 3025 nucleotides. Lineage: Eukaryota; Dinophyceae; Syndiniales; Amoebophryaceae. The record is from the annotation of a GenBank genome assembly.
AACAAUCGAUGUGUGUCACAUUUUUUCUCAUCCCGUACACACAUGCGUCUUGUUUUGGUCAGCACGUUCUUGAUUAUGCGGAACCGAACUCGCGGUCGCUGCAGGUACCACGCAGGUAGUUUUUCUUUCGCAGAACUAUGCCAGCGCUUUGUCGUUCGCUUUCUCAAGACCAUUGGAAUCGCAUCCGGCGUAGUUGCGCAAACCAUAACGAAGCCGAGAAGCAAGAGCACCGCGCUGCCAGCACAGGCUGAACCUGGACAAGAAUCCGAACUGCAGUAUCAGUCCAGCGCACUGGAGCGGGCUUGGCUGGCAAACCCCGAUUGGGCAGAAACCCCAUGCAGAAACCGCAAUGCCACGCGCUUAUUGAAACAGUGGAGCGCACGAACUACAGGUACAUACUGGGGGACAACUUCUAAUGCGUUGGGCCCACUUUGUUGCGGCACGACCACGAGGAACACGAACAACCGCGUGUCUGGUCGCGAGACGGAGACAAAAACCGACCAACAGCCUCUGGCUGGACCUCCGACGAGCUGCGUCAUAUCGGGUUGUCGCAAAGACGAUGUUGGCACCAGUUUUGGACAUGACAAGGAGUUCUACAGCUAUCAUGUACGACGACAAAAAACUACAAGUUGUGCACAAAUCUCGACAUCAGAAAAAGCACCGUCUCUACUACAGUGGACGAAUUCAACUACAUCCUCUUCUACCCCUCUGGAGCCCUUGGCCUUCUUGCUCCGACACGCACUGUGGCCGUGCGUGACGACAAAUUUAUUCAAGAAAAAAGCACCAUCACAAUCACUUUUGCACAUUUUUGCAAUACAAAAAUUUUUGUCAUGCGCAAAAAUGCAUCACAGUCAAGUGUUAUAGGUAUCCAACCAAGUUUCCUUUUGUGUUUUUGCAAUACAAGAAAAAUUUGUCAUACGAGACAAAUUUCUGAUGCAAAACCUCCUAAGUGUGAUUGUGAUGGUGUUUUUUUCCUGGAUAAAAUUUGCUGGAGUACUACAGCGAGAGACUGCGGCUUUCCGAAGCGGAACGGCGGAUACUGUUGGAGGCCUGGCCGCGGGAUGUGUUUGCGGCGUUUCACCUGGUUGGAAGUGGAAACGAAGAUAGUACGUCUGAUGCUGAAGCUGAUCCAGGUCCUCGCCGUGUGAGUGCGGCCCUACCUACGACAGACGCCACAAAUGUCUUGGAUUUCGACGAUAGGACGACCCUCUCCGCCAUGUUGCGGCACGCGGUGCAGUAUUUGGCCGGCUCGGCUGCGUCCGGCACAAGUAGAGACCGGUCCUUGUCUAGAAGUACUUCUCAGCCUGAUCUCACACGACUGCCCACAGCGAGGCGGCACGACAACCCAUCGCGUCAUUUGCUAAGUGAGCUACUGAACGCCUUUCUUCUCGAGGAGGUUCUUUUGCUGCCUUCGGGUGUUGGUGGUCCUGCAGACCAGGAUGCAAUUGCAGCGGAAAAGGACGACCCUCAGAUCAAAAGUUUGGAAGCCGGUGCGCAAAAACUCUUUUCCAGCCUGGCUAAGGGAAUCGACUUAGAAGAGGCGGACAUCAAACAAAGUCUGAGCCUUGGAUUACUCCUCGCGCGCGCCGUUUACGCAGCGGCGACGGACCGCAGCUACUUAGUUUUGGGGAGGCAAGAAGAUGUAGCUUAUUUUUAUUUUGCUAGUCUGUUUUCUGCGCCGGAGGUAUCAUCUACUCUAGUACGACCCCUAGCCAUACACCCUGCAGAUCAUAAUCAUGGAAACGAGGACACCAGCAUGAGCGACUUUGCUGGAGGUUUGUCCUCAGCACCUUCGCCAAAAGUAGUUCUGAUCGAUAUCGGGGUAUGAACUGCAAAAGUAUCGUACUCGUUUAAAUGCAUUACAAAUUUCCUCAGCAUGAGAAAUAAAAUUUGCAAUGCGGAUUUACCUAUAAGAAAAGACUUGUAAUGCAUGACUGCAAUACGAGUGCGAUACUUUUGCACAGGAUACGGGGGUGGCUACUACGACACAGGCGACACAGGUUCUAGCACCAAGUGGCUCGUGGAAAUGUACAGGCGAAAUAAGGUCAGUUUUGACGAAAUCAUUGUCUACGAGAAGCAAAAACUCGAUCCGCAAAGGUAUCAAAGGCAAGUGGAAGCGCAUUCAUUAGCCUACUUGGAACAUCAAGCGGGGUGUUGUUGUGGAGAUCGUCAAUUUUUGUCACUAAAUGACACGACUGCGCAUCAGACAGUCGAAAACCAUGCGGAGAGCGGAGACAGUUCAUGUUGUUGCUCAGCACGAGAAAAUGAAUUUCAGGUACGAAAGAUUCAUGCCGCGAUUGAUCAGCGGACCCAAUUCGCUUUCUCGCUCGAAAGGACACGACGACGGCAGGUGCUUACCAACUCUGAUGAAGAGGAAAGUCACGCUAGUGAUAGAAAUCGAGAUGAAAAUAAUGCGGUGGUGCUUACAGUUCGCCAUGCGGUGACAAGCGCUUCCGAGUUGCUGGAGGACGUAAAGGACUUGUGCCAAGGAAGCGCAAAAACAACCUCUGGAACUGGAUUCAACGACCGCAGACCACCAGACGAAGUUGUAGAGACAGACGAAGCCUCAGCCACUGCAGAUCUUCACGGGCAGAGGACCACCAUUCUGGGUCAGAACAGGAAAACAGGCCUACGGCAAGUACGACUGCCAGUCUGUGUAAUCAAGCUGGAUGUGGAUAACCCCGUUCUAGAGCACGAGUUCUUAGACGGUCUGCUCGAUGCGUUGGAAGCAAAGUCAAAUACACGACUUAAUGCGAGCACCCGCUUACCGUUACCGCUGCGUCUUUUCGAGUUUUUUUGGGAGCCGCACACUCACACGCUCUUCAACCUGAACAUGCAGCUCCCCGGAGGUCGUGGUCGAGGUCGUGGAGUGGCGCAGGUCGACCACAGCACCAGCUUGCAAACAAGACGAGGAGAGAGGACCUCAUCUUCUGCGACACUAAAUCGCGUUGGAAACUUUCGGAUUCCGUAUGACUACUUACUCCGCCUACGAAAAGCCGGGGUGCGGGCGCACGGAUGGAUAUGA